AUGUCUUCAAUCAUGAUGUCAGCAAGUGGAAGGGGUUUGACCCAAUCCAUGAAACAAUUCACUAGAUCUUAUACUACUGCCGCUCCAAUGAGCAGGUUCGAGACAAAGAAGAAGAUCAACUAUGAGGGUAUUGACCAGAAGUUGAAGCAGUUCAGAUUGCAUCACAACAAGCCACUCACCCUUGCUGAGAAGGUCUUGUACGGUCAUUUGGAGGACCCAUCGACCAAGGUCGAGAGAGGUGUUACCUACCUCAAGUUGCACCCAGAUCGUGUUGCCAUGCAGGAUGCUACAGCUCAGAUGGCAGUGUUACAGUUUAUGUCUGCUGGUUUGCCAGAGACUGCAGUGCCAACUACUAUUCACUGUGACCAUUUGAUCGAGGCCUUUAAGGGUGGCCCCACUGACUUGGCCCACGCCAAGGACAUUAACAAGGAGGUGUACGACUUCUUGGCCUCGUCAGCCGAGAAGUUUGGCAUGGGCUUCUGGAAGCCCGGUUCAGGCAUUAUCCAUCAGAUCGUUCUGGAGAACUACGCCUUCCCAGGUGGUCUGAUGAUCGGCACUGACUCUCACACCCCCAACGCUGGAGGUCUGGGCAUGGUCGCCGUCGGAGUCGGAGGUGCCGACGCCGUCGAUGUGAUGGCCGGUAUCCCAUGGGAGCUCAAGGCCCCCAAGGUCAUCGGAGUCAAGCUCACUGGCUCGCUCAAGGGCUGGUCUUCACCAAAGGACGUCAUCCUUCGUGUGGCUGACAUCCUCACCGUCAAGGGAGGCACGGGUGCCAUCGUCGAGUACUUUGGACCAGGUGUCGACUCACUGUCCGCCACCGGUAUGGCCACCAUCUGUAACAUGGGUGCUGAGAUUGGUGCCACCACCUCGAUCUUCCCCUUCAACAACAGAAUGGCCGACUACUUGAACGCCACUGGCAGAAACGGCAUCACCAAGGCCGCCACCCACUACCGCCACAACCUCGUUGCCGACCCCAACGCCCAGUACGACCAGCUGAUCGAGAUCAACCUCGACACUUUGGAGCCAUACGUCAACGGCCCAUUCACACCAGACCGUGGCCACCCACUGUCCAAGUUCGCCGACUCUGUUCGCCAGAACAAGUGGCCAGAGGAGCUUCUCGUUGGUCUUAUUGGCUCGUGCACCAACUCCUCCUACGAGGAUAUGUCGCGUGCCGCCUCUGUCGCCCAGCAGGCAUUGAACCACGGCAUCAAGUCCAAGGCCAAGUUCACCAUCACCCCAGGUUCAGAGCAGAUUCGCGCUACCAUCCAGCGUGACGGACAGAUCGAAGUGUUUGAGAAGGUCGGUGGUGUUGUGCUCGCCAACGCCUGUGGCCCAUGCAUUGGCCAGUGGAAGAGAGAGGACAUUGCCAAGGGACAGAAGAACUCGAUCAUCACCUCAUACAACAGAAACUUCACCGGCAGAAACGACUCCAACCCCAACACUCACGCUUUUGUCGCCUCGCCAGAGAUCGUCACAGCCAUGGCCAUUGCUGGUGACCUCACAUUCAACCCAGUGACUGACUACCUGACAGACGCCAACGGACAAAAGUUCAAGCUGGACGCCCCACGCGGCGACGAGCUGCCAUCGCGCGGAUUCGACGCUGGUGAGGACACCUACCAGGCACCAUCGGCCAACGCCGAGAACAUCAAGGUCAAGGUCGACGUUGCAAGCCAGCGUCUGCAGCUCCUCGAGCCAUUCCAGCCAUGGGACGGCCAGGAUCUGACCGACAUGCAGGUGCUCAUCAAGGUGCAAGGCAAGUGCACCACCGAUCACAUUUCGAUGGCCGGCCCAUGGUUGAAGUACCGUGGCCAUUUGGACAACAUUUCGAACAACAUGUUGAUCGGCGCCAUCAACUCUGAGAACGGCAAGGCCAACGCCGUGCUCAACCAGUUCACUGGUGAGACCGCCCCAGUGCCCACCGUCGCCCGUGACUACAAGAAGCGUGGAGUGUCGUGGGUCGUCAUUGGAGACGAGAACUACGGUGAGGGAUCAUCGCGUGAGCACGCCGCCCUCGAGCCACGUCACUUGGGUGGCAAGGCCAUCAUUGUCAAGUCGUUCGCCAGAAUCCACGAGACCAACUUGAAGAAGCAAGGAAUCUUGCCACUGACCUUUGCCAACCCGGCCGACUAUGACCGCAUCACCGGUGACGACGUCGUCUCGAUCGUCGGACUCAAGACCCUUGCCCCAGGCAAGCCACUCAAGAUGAUCGUCAAGAACGCCAAGUCUGGCAACGAGUUUGAGGUAGUCCUCAACCAGACCAUGAACGAGGGCCAGAUCGAAUGGUUCAAGCAUGGAAGUGCUCUCAACUUUAUCAAGAAGUCAAAGAAAUAA
Messenger RNA from Acytostelium subglobosum LB1, 2331 nucleotides. RefSeq lists its product as hypothetical. The record is from RefSeq and is a predicted model, not a curated record. Gene Ontology annotation, biological process: tricarboxylic acid cycle. Gene Ontology annotation, cellular component: cytosol; mitochondrion. The transcript is spliced from 3 exons. Bases 1 to 2331 code for a protein of 776 amino acids. Gene Ontology annotation, molecular function: aconitate hydratase activity; 4 iron, 4 sulfur cluster binding. Lineage: Eukaryota; Evosea; Eumycetozoa; Acytosteliales; Acytosteliaceae.